AUGAAAAGUAUUGACAUCAAAACUGUAUUUCUACAGGGUGAAUUUAUUGAUAGAGAUGUGUUUCUUUAUCCACCUCCCGAAGCCCACUGUGCCGAAGGAUAUGUGUGGAAACUUCGCAAAUGUGUUUAUGGUCUCUCAGAUGCGUCUCUUAAAUGGUAUCAGCGUGGCAAAAAUACCAUUUUAACACUUAGAGGGAAGGUGUCCCAUGUUGAUCCAGCCUUUUUUACAUGGCAUAAAGAGGUUGCGCAGCACCUUCACUGGACGGGAAGAGAAGAGGUAACCUUCAGAUAUCUCAACAUUUGUCAAGAUGAAGAAAAUAUUAUUAUCGAUCAGGCUGAUUACAUCAAUAGACUGCUGCCAACCUUAAUCGAUCGUUCUAAGAAUGAGAAAAUUCUUUCUUCAAAAGAACGAGAUGUUUUACGAUCUAAAAUCGGACAACUCUUGUGGGUAAGCAAUCAAACACGACCAGACAUCAGCUUUAACGUAUCAAAUCUCGCAGUCAAUAUGGAAAAAUCAACAUUCAAAGACAUUGUCGCCCUCAACAAAGUUAGAAAGUUAGAAAACUAA
Hydractinia symbiolongicarpus is the source of this 567-nucleotide messenger RNA. RefSeq lists its product as uncharacterized. The transcript is spliced from 2 exons. The record is from RefSeq and is a predicted model, not a curated record. NCBI's taxonomy places the organism in Eukaryota, Metazoa, Cnidaria, Hydrozoa, Anthoathecata, Hydractiniidae. The coding region runs from base 1 to 567 and encodes 188 amino acids.